Daucus carota subsp. sativus is the source of this 1166-nucleotide messenger RNA. RefSeq lists its product as uncharacterized. Gene Ontology annotation, biological process: ubiquinone biosynthetic process; cellular respiration. Lineage: Eukaryota; Viridiplantae; Streptophyta; Magnoliopsida; Apiales; Apiaceae. The transcript has 5 exons. The record is from RefSeq and is a predicted model, not a curated record. Bases 256 to 1029 code for a protein of 257 amino acids. Gene Ontology annotation, molecular function: ubiquinone binding.
CCAGCGAGAGAGAGUCAGAGAGAGAGAGAGAGAGAGAGGUGAUUUUAUAUACAGGGAGAGAGAUAAAAAUAGAAACUUUUGGGCGCACACACAGACCUCCCAAUCGAAACCCUAAAUUGCAACAAAAGCCCCCAUUUUUUCCGCGUUACUGUCUGAUAAUACAUAUAAUUUCCCCCUAAUUAAUUGCUCCUCUUAUCACCUCAUGCAUCUAUUUUGAGCACUUCAAGGGUUCUUUAAAUAGGUGUUUGUAUUACAAUGCCGUCGUUUAUGCCGGCAUCCAAGGCGAUAGGGCGAAUUUUGUUGCGAAGAAAUGGUGCAAGGCAGGUGGCGAGUUGUAAUAAGGGUACUGGGGAAUUGGGAAGUCGUGUUCGAGCGCGAUGGUUGAGUAGUGUUGGCUGUGUUGAUAGAUAUCCGUUGGUUGGUGAUCCAGUUGGUUCUGUGAGAAAAGAUGAUUGUUUUUCGAUAGGAGGGAGCACGUGUAGUGGUUUUGUUCAAAAGAGGGGAUUUCUUGGGUGUGGUGAUGGGGAGGAGGGAAAUGUAUUGGCCAAAGUUUACGAGGAGAAGCGCAUUUUAGGGUAUUCUCCAGAGCAAUUAUUUUCUGUGGUUGCUGCUGUUGACUUUUACUCAGAUUUUCUUCCUUGGUGUGAGAGAUCAGACAUUGUUAAGCGUUUUCCUGAUGGAUCAUUUGAUGCUGAGCUAGAGAUUGGCUUCAAGUUCCUGGUUGAAAGUUACGUGUCUCACGUUGAAAUGAAAAAACCAACAUAUAUAAAGACUACUUCUUCAGAAAGUCGCCUGUUUCAUCAUUUGAUUAACAUUUGGGAAUUCAACCCGGGUCCAGUCCCAGGAACAUGCAGUCUAUAUUUCUUAGUAGACUUUAAGUUUCAGUCACCAUUCUAUAGACAGAUGGCGACUAUGUUCUUCAAGGAGGUGGCAACUAGACUUGUUGGUUCAUUUAACGACCGUUGUCGUUUAAUUUAUGGACCAGAAGUACCUGUUGCGAAAUAUAGCAGUGAGAAACAAACCACAUGAGACUGGAUUUUAUUAUAUUUUGCUGAUUCCAUGUAAAUUUGAAUCCUACAAGAGUUGACAACAGAUGAAAUUAAUACCUACAUAAAAACAAUUUCGAUUUUUUUAAAAUCAAUUUGAGAUGUAAGCAUGUUCAAGUU